Messenger RNA from Apaloderma vittatum (bar-tailed trogon), 788 nucleotides. It is a transcript of the gene TFAP2B, whose product is annotated as transcription factor AP-2 beta (activating enhancer binding protein 2 beta). The transcript is spliced from 4 exons. The record is from RefSeq and is a predicted model, not a curated record. The annotation marks the transcript as partial. Gene Ontology annotation, biological process: regulation of cell population proliferation; regulation of transcription by RNA polymerase II; anatomical structure development. Gene Ontology annotation, cellular component: nucleus. Lineage: Eukaryota; Metazoa; Chordata; Aves; Trogoniformes; Trogonidae. Gene Ontology annotation, molecular function: DNA-binding transcription factor activity, RNA polymerase II-specific; RNA polymerase II transcription regulatory region sequence-specific DNA binding.
UUCCGGUUCCUCCCAAAUCUGUCACUUCUUUGAUGAUGAAUAAAGAUGGCUUCCUGGGUGGAAUUUCAGUCAAUACCGGAGAGGUGUUUUGCUCUGUACCUGGCCGCUUGUCUUUGCUUAGUUCAACUUCAAAAUAUAAAGUAACUGUGGGAGAAGUUCAAAGACGCCUUUCUCCUCCAGAGUGUCUGAAUGCAUCCCUCCUAGGAGGAGUACUUAGAAGAGCCAAAUCGAAAAACGGGGGGAGAUCUUUGCGAGAAAGGCUAGAAAAAAUCGGUUUGAAUUUACCAGCCGGCAGGCGUAAGGCCGCAAAUGUCACUUUACUCACCUCCCUGGUGGAAGGUGAGGCCGUUCACUUAGCUCGGGAUUUUGGGUACAUCUGCGAAACGGAGUUCCCUGCCAAAGCUGUUUCUGAGUACCUGAACAGACAGCACACGGACCCCAGCGACCUCCACUCCAGGAAAAACAUGCUGCUUGCUACAAAGCAACUUUGUAAAGAAUUUACAGAUCUCUUGGCCCAGGACAGGACGCCCAUUGGAAACAGUCGGCCCACCCCUAUUUUGGAACCGGGCAUUCAGAGCUGCUUGACUCACUUCAGCCUCAUCACUCAUGGCUUUGGGGCCCCCGCUAUCUGCGCUGCCCUCACGGCCCUUCAAAACUACCUGACUGAAGCUCUCAAAGGCAUGGACAAGAUGUUCUUGAACAACAACACUGCUAACAGGCACACAUCUGGCGAAGGACCAGGUAGUAAAACUGGAGACAAGGAAGAGAAACACAGAAAAUGAGAGAGA